AUGUUUAGACCCCCCGUCCAGGACCCCGUCUUAACCGCCGAAGACGAAAGGUUCCUGCAGAACAUCGUGACCGAGACCGGUGACAACCGUGUCGUGUCGCCAUCCGCGCAAGAGUCGGACUCACGUUCUCCCGUGAGUCCACUGGGGACCGACGCGCCGACGCUCCAGUCGCCCGUGUCACCCGUGGAGGAGUUUGGCAGAGAACUCGGCGAGGAAGGGCGCAAGGCUCGAGGGCUGGCACAGAAACAACCGAGCGGCACCUCGGAGACCUCCAAAGCCGAGACAUCAACACCGAUCGAGAAAGAGAAGAAAAAGAGAUGGACUUGGCUGCGACGGAUGAACACGCAGAAGAAUAAAGAAAACGCGCGACCGGAAACCCCAAGCCAACCCCCGAGCCAGCUUCCUGCCAACGGUAACGAUGACGAAGCGAAACAGGACGCGGAGGAUAUGACGGAGAUCCUGGAGCGCUUGAAUCUGGCGGCGGACAACAACAAGGUUAUCUCCAUCAGCGACGAUACUCAGGAACUCUUGCGCAAAUUCAAGUUGAUUUUCAAGGAUCUCAUCAACGGCGUGCCGACUGCCUACCAUGACCUCGAGAUGCUCCUGACCAACGGCAACAAAACACUCCAGAGUACAUACUCCAAGCUCCCUAGUUUCCUCCAGAAACUCAUCGAGAAGCUCCCGGAGCGAUGGACCGAGAGCCUGGCUCCGGAGAUAAUCGCAGCAGCAAGUGAUAGAGCGGGAAAGAGUGGAAUCAACGUGGAAAAUGUGGGCAAGGCCGCGGCUGCCGCCAACAAGAUGGGGAUCGAGGUGCCCAGCCUGAAAGAGCUGGUUGGGAAGCCGGCAGCGAUUGUGGGAAUGCUCCGGUCCAUCGUGGCUUUCUUGAGAGCGCGAUUCCCAGCCGUCUUGGGCAUGAAUGUACUCUGGUCCUUGGCCUUGACCAUUCUGCUCUUCGUCUUGUGGUAUUGCCAUAAACGGGGCCGGGAGGUUCGUUUGGAGAACGAGCGUCUGGUCACCGAGGCCGAGAUCGAUCAGCUCAAUGAGCAAGCUGCGUCGGACGAGCGAAUCCGCGCUACGGAGACGCUUACAACCACCGCACCACAGGGGGCUUCAACGACGGAGAUCCGUCAAGGGAUGCGCGAAGCUGAGCAAACCCGAGAAUCAGCCGCUGCUACACCCAUAAAUGGGCCAAGUGAAAGUGGAGGAGCAGACGAAACGCAGUACACCCCCGCGCCGAAACCAGCACGCUCCAAAUCGAUAUUGUCCAUUUGGGGCCGGUCCAACCAGAGGGCAUCUACAGCGCCGGCACCCAAGAUCGAGCCCUACCCGGGGACAUGA
Messenger RNA from Aspergillus affinis, 1338 nucleotides. RefSeq lists its product as uncharacterized. The coding region runs from base 1 to 1338 and encodes 445 amino acids. NCBI's taxonomy places the organism in Eukaryota, Fungi, Ascomycota, Eurotiomycetes, Eurotiales, Aspergillaceae. The transcript has 3 exons. The record is from RefSeq and is a predicted model, not a curated record.